Messenger RNA from Sphenostylis stenocarpa, 1647 nucleotides. The record is from the annotation of a GenBank genome assembly. NCBI's taxonomy places the organism in Eukaryota, Viridiplantae, Streptophyta, Magnoliopsida, Fabales, Fabaceae.
AUGGACUCAUCACCAGAACAAGAACAGCCACGCAAGGGGAAACACAGGUUGCCGCCAAAAUCAGUUUUCCUCUACUUCUCCUUCUUUCUCUUCAUUUUCUUCUUCUGCUCCUCAAACCACUCUUUUUACUCUCACCCCUCCCUCCCUUCCUCUACUUUCGCCACCCCUUUUCCUCUCACCCUCCCAAUACCCCUCCACGUGCACCACCGUAUUAUCUUUCCCGAUCACCUUCUUCUCACACUCUCUCACCCCGAAAUUCUCCCUUCUCACCAGCUCCACUGCGUCUACUACACCCUCCUCAACGCUUCAACCAAUCCGCUUCUCCUCCCGCUUCUCUCCACCGACCGCUACGAUGAAUUCCGCUCCAUAGCGCGCUGUCCGCUUCCAGGUACAAAUUUCUCCGCCGUCGAUUUGAGCUGGCGGGGCGAGAAUGAUCACCGAGACUUCCAAGUCCCGAUGAAAGCAACGCCUCACAACUGGGAAAACUUGACGUACGAGGCCUUUCUAGACAACGACACCGUGGUGGUGUUCGUUAAAGGACUGAACCUCCGACCGCACAGGGUUUCCGACGCGAGCUUAUUCCGGUGUCACUUCGGGGUACGAAACGAGGCAUUUUGGUUAACCUCGAAAGCGGUCUCGGCGGCUCAGGAAGUCGUGCGGUGCGCGUUGCCGCAGAGUAUUCGGAACAGCCCCGACAAGGCUCGCGGACUAAGCAUCAGCGUGAGUCACGUGCGGCGGCGCGAGGUUGCCAUCCCCUCCGUGGCGAGAAUUGGCGGAGGUGAAAAAACAAGCACGGGGAAGGAGAAAAGGUUUGAACUGUGCGCGUGCACGAUGGUGUGGAACCAGGCAGGUUCGAUGCGGGAGUGGGUUAUGUACCACGCAUGGCUGGGCGUGGAGCGGUGGUUUAUUUACGAUAACAACAGCGACGAUGGGAUUGAUGAGGUGGUAAGAGAGCUUGAGGAUAAAGGGUACAACAUUAGCAGAGUUACAUGGCCUUGGGUUAAAAGCCAAGAAGCAGGGUUUUCGCAUUGUGUGCUGAGAGCGAAAGAGGAGUGCAAGUGGGUGGGGUUCUUUGACGUGGACGAGUUUUUCUACUUCUACAAGAUGCAACGGAAUGUUCUGAGAUCAAUGGUGGCGAAUUUCUCGUCGUCGAACUCAGUUGCAGAGAUAAGGACAGGGUGUCAUAAUUUCGGUCCUUCCGGACUAACGACCCACCCUAAACAGGGAGUGGCCGUAGGGUACACCUGCCGGCUUAGGACUCCCGAAAGACACAAGUCAAUUGUACGGCCUGAUUUGGUUGACGUUAGUCUUUUGAACGUGGUGCAUCAUUUUGAAGUGAGGAAAGGGUUUGGAUCCCGUAACGUGCCUCUUUCUGUUGCGGUUAUAAAUCACUAUAAGUACCAAGUGUGGGACACGUUUAAGGCAAAGUUCUUGAGAAGGGUUGCUACCUAUGUUGUGGAUUGGAAAGAGGAUGUGAACAUUGGAUCCAGGGACAGAGCGCCUGGACUGGGAACACAAGCAAUUGAACCACGGGAUUGGAGAUUGAGAUUUUGUGAGGUGUGGGACACUCGUCUCAAGGACUUUCUUCUUUCUAAGUUUUGUGACCCCCUAACGGGGUUGUUACCCUGGGAAAGCUCUUCGGAAUAG